CUAAUUACAAUACGAGCCCAGUAUCGUCUUUUUGUCUUGAUAAGCCCGGUCCAAAUUUAUCUUCCCCUUCGCAGUUUGUAUUCGUCAAACGACCCCUUCUCUCUCUAAAAAGGUGCCCUACAAUCUACAUACUUCUCUCUGUUCGGUGUUGCUCAACGUAUUUCUAGAUUCAACAAUGGCGGCUAAGUACAUCCUCGGUUCCCUCGCUGGAUCUUUUGUUGUUGCUUAUGUCUGUGAUAAGAUAAUAUCUGAUCAGAAGAUUUUCGGAGGAACGACACCGUCAACUGUAUCAAACAAAGAGUGGUUCGAGGAAACAGACAAGAAAAUGCAGGCAUGGCCUCGUACUGCUGGACCUCCUGUGGUGAUGAAUCCUAUUAGUCGUCAGAACUUCAUCAUCAAAACUACUGACUCAUAGUCAUGAAAUCUUUUGUUCAUUUAGAUUUUCAUAAUUUUUGGAUUAAAAAAGGAAAUAUUGUAUCCAAGUUUGUUGAUUGGAGCUCAACUCUAUGCUAUUUGGCCUAAAAUAAUGAAAUUUGAAACACUAUACAGAGAAUUUCUACUGUCUUGUAAUUUUGCUACUUUUGGAAGGCGAUUUUAUCUUAAAGAUUAAUUGUGAGUU
Amaranthus tricolor (Joseph's coat) is the source of this 619-nucleotide messenger RNA. RefSeq lists its product as uncharacterized. The record is from RefSeq and is a predicted model, not a curated record. Bases 176 to 415 code for a protein of 79 amino acids. The transcript is spliced from 3 exons. NCBI's taxonomy places the organism in Eukaryota, Viridiplantae, Streptophyta, Magnoliopsida, Caryophyllales, Amaranthaceae.